GAGUGGCAGCUGACACGGGGAGAAAGAAACAGAUUGAGAACGAGAAGAAGGAUGACAGUAUAUGAAGAUAAAUAAGGCGCAAUCAAAACAAUAGGGCAUAGUGCGGGAGGGAGUGAGACGCGGAGAGAGGGGAGCGAGAGAGAAGAGUAAAGGGACGAGUGAGAAAGGAAGAUAUAGAAGGGGGAGUGUGUGUUUGAGAUAGAGGGAGAGAGAAGGGACGAGAGAGGGAGAGAGGGUGCAAGCGAGAGAGAGAGAGAGUGAGAGAGAGAGAGGGGGGGAGAGAGAGAGAAAGCAGUCGGUCCAUUGAAGAAAGAUGGCUACAGUCACUGCGAACGGAGUGCAGCAAGAGAAUGGAUUCAGCACCACGAACAGCGCCAGCAGGAUGAACGGACUUAGCAUAGUACAGAACACCAUUCCCAUGAAAGACCAUGACGCCAUCAAGUUGUUUAUCGGGCAAAUACCGAGAAACCUGGAGGAGAAAGACCUUAAACCCCUGUUUGAGGAAUUCGGGAAGAUAUACGAACUCACCGUGCUGAAAGACAGGUUUACAGGAAUGCAUAAAGGAUGUGCCUUUCUCACGUACUGUGCCAGGGAGUCUGCACUGAAGGCCCAGAGUGCCCUGCACGAGCAGAAGACCCUGCCUGGGGUAAGUCACCUGGUCCCUACCCCCACCUUGCUUAUCCUUGGGGGAACUACCUCAAGCACUCAGCGGGGGACAGAGAGGGGGCCCAGGCUGCGUGUGGACCCAGUGCCUUUGAACGGCGCCCCGACCCGCCUCGCGAGGCUCACCACCGCCAACGGCAGCGGAGGCGAGAUGAAAGCCUUCCGACUCUCUGUCAUGUCGGACAGAGAGCAGUUUCCGCUGCCGAGCGCUUGGGGCGAGUAG
Brienomyrus brachyistius is the source of this 886-nucleotide messenger RNA. Its product is annotated as CUGBP Elav-like family member 4. The transcript is spliced from 3 exons. The record is from RefSeq and is a predicted model, not a curated record. Gene Ontology annotation, molecular function: RNA binding. The coding region runs from base 314 to 886 and encodes 190 amino acids. NCBI's taxonomy places the organism in Eukaryota, Metazoa, Chordata, Actinopteri, Osteoglossiformes, Mormyridae.